UUAGUUAGCCCGUGGUUUGGAGGAGUUAUUGGAGAAAAGUGAAGUGACAAAAACUAAUUUUGAUGACGUUUAGUGGUGUCUGAUAUAUAUAUAUAAAUCUAUAUAUAAGCGACUGUGCGGCAUUAUUUCGCAGGAAAUGCUCUGCAACUAUAGCUGAAGUAUUUAAAGCAACCAUUAUACAAAAAAAAACAAUUAAAACAGUCCGGUAGAAAACAAAUAUACAAACCACCUUUAAAAAAUAGUAACGCUCUCUCAAACCCCGCCCCCUGCUGAUAACUGGUCUUAAAUGGGACAUUUCCACGCCCAUCUUCAGCUACCAUUGGUAAUGUUCAAGAGGUGAUUUUUUUUUAUAUUGGUGUUGAGGGGAGGGUCUUACGGUAGCUCAAACAGGAAAGACUAGUAGCUUUGUUGUAAACCCAAAUCUUGUCAGCAGGAGCGUUUCCACUGUAGUUCGGUACUGACCCCUGUUUUAUGCUUAGUGGGACCUUGUAGUGAAAGCAGCAUCUCUCCCGUGCAGCUAGUACUGUGUCUCUCAGGAGUGGAGUCUGUCCUUCGCGUAUUAAGAGUGCAGACAAAGAACCUGCACCCACUAUUGUUUUCUUCUUUUAUUUCCUAUGUGGCUGAAUUUCCGUCUUCUGUGGUUAUCAUCUUGAAGAAAGUAAAGUGCCAUAUACUGAGGUGUAUUUUGUGCAAGGGACGUGGAUACUACUGAUUGUUUUGGUCUCCUGUCUGUCCUGAGGCCAACAGCCUGGUUGACAUAUCACAGAUGUUCUGAGCUUCAAAAUCUACUGCAACACGCUUCACUCAAGGAUAGCACAUCUGGAUGGAGAACCUCCCCUCAGAUGAGGAAAAUAAAACGGGCUGCUGCUAACUCAGGCAGAUGGGACCUUAUCUUAUCUGAAGGGCAGUACCCUCAGUAGUGCAACAUCCCUCUUAGACUGCACUUUAAUGACAGUAUUGGGAAAAUGAUCCAAGCACCUGGGGUGCAGGGAUAGAACACACAGCUUUCUGAUGUUAAAGCACCAAAGGAUUCUGAGGCAGUGACUGAAGGGACAGCACCGGCCUUUCCAAUGAGUAACCAUACACGUGAGAGAGUGACAGUUGCCAAGCUUACACUUGAGACAUUUUACAGCAACUUGAUUCUGCAGCAUGAAGAAAGAGAAGCCAGACAAAAGCAUUUAGAAAAGGCUAUGGAUGAUGAGGGCCUAGAAGAUGAUGAGAAAAGGCAACGAAGAUCAGAGCAUGCACGGAAGGAGACUGAAUUCCUUCGGCUCAAGAGGACAAGACUAGGCUUAGAUGACUUUGAAUCUUUAAAAGUCAUAGGGAGAGGAGCAUUUGGAGAGGUACGUCUUGUCCAGAAAAAAGACACCGGUCACAUAUAUGCAAUGAAAAUAUUGAGAAAAGCAGAUAUGCUAGAGAAAGAACAGGUGGCACAUAUUCGAGCAGAACGAGAUAUAUUGGUUGAAGCAGAUGGCGCCUGGGUGGUGAAAAUGUUUUACAGUUUUCAAGACAAAAGGAACCUAUACCUUAUAAUGGAAUUCCUUCCAGGAGGUGAUAUGAUGACUUUGCUUAUGAAGAAAGAUACACUGUCUGAGGAAGAAACUCAGUUCUAUAUUGCUGAAACUAUAUUGGCAAUAGAUUCAAUACACCAGCUGGGUUUUAUCCAUCGAGACAUUAAACCUGAUAACCUACUGCUAGAUGCAAAGGGUCAUGUAAAGUUAUCUGAUUUUGGAUUGUGUACUGGAUUGAAGAAAGCCCACAGAACGGAAUUCUACAGAAAUCUCACACACAAUCCCCCAAGUGACUUUACUUUUCAGAACAUGAACUCCAAAAGGAAGGCAGAAACCUGGAAGAAGAAUAGACGGCAGUUGGCAUACUCCACAGUUGGAACACCAGACUACAUUGCUCCAGAGGUAUUUAUGCAGACAGGAUACAACAAACUCUGUGACUGGUGGUCCUUGGGCGUCAUUAUGUAUGAAAUGUUAAUAGGUUACCCUCCCUUCUGCUCUGAAACUCCUCAGGAAACCUACAGAAAAGUAAUGAACUGGAAAGAAACCCUUGUAUUCCCUCCAGAAGUGCCUACCUCAGAGAAGGCCAAGGACUUGAUAUUAAGGUUUUGCACAGAUGCAGAUAGUCGAAUUGGAGCUUCAGGCGUUGAAGAAAUAAAAACACAUGCUUUCUUUGAAGGAGUUGACUGGGAACACAUCAGAGAGAGACCAGCAGCCAUUUCCGUAGGAAUUAAAAGUAUCGAUGACACGUCCAAUUUUGAUGAGUUUCCCGAGUCAGACAUCUUACAGCCAGGUGAGGGAAGCACCAUGAAGAAAGCACAUCUGAAUCCUGGACUGUACAUAUCUGUGCAAAACGCAACAGAACCUGACUAUAAAUCCAAGGAUUGGGUGUUUCUAAAUUAUACCUACAAGAGGUUUGAAGGACUCACACAGCGUGGCUGUAUCCCCUCCUUCAUUAAAGCGGGGAAGUUGUGAAAAUCAUGGAGCAGCUUUUACAGAGCUGUAACAGUUUGCCUACAGCUCCUUGUUUAACUGAAGUAUUUAUACAGACUAAUAGCGGACAUCAGAUUUGCAGCAAAAUUCUACUGGAUUAGGAUUUUGACAAUGACUACUAAUGUAAACACCCAGCCGGUUCCAAGUGCCACUUGGUAGAUCCAGCUGGUAAAACUCCUCUUUCUUUAGAGGUUCCUUUGAUUUGUUUCAUGUUCUCCUUAUUGAAUGGAAGGUACUAGACUAAGGAGGGGACACAUAUUGUCUUGUGUCUACACUGCCUUGUAUAGGCUGAGGCUUCCAGUGACUAUGCCAUUUGGCUUGCUGUAUAGUUGUGCUGUCAUUACAGGGUUAUCACCAUAAGGUGGUCUUGCUAGUUUGUGGCUGCCAAAAAGCACUCAAAAAUCUUUUGUAGUUUGUACUUCCUAACUUUUCAUUUUAUGUUACCUGUAUGUUUAAAAGAGGAGAAGAAUGACAGUCUAAUUAGUGACAGUAAUUAAGAAUUAUUCAGUGUAGUUCAGAAGUCAGCACUUUGGUAUAUCAUGGAUUUCUUGAACUAGUUUGGACUAGCACACAUGUUUGCAGACUACUGAUUGUACAUCAGUUGAAAUAAGAGAAUAUUCAUUCUUUUGUUUGUGCACAGUGACAGAGUUAGCAAAUGUCACAUGAAAAUUGGCAGUAUUUAAUUAAUGCCUUUUUUUACUGUACAUUUGGUGUACAUCUCUAUCACUUUAAAAGGCACUGUCUUUUGAUUGGCUGUACACUGGAAAACUGGAAAGAACUGUUUGUCCAAUAUCUAGCUACUUAACUGGAGUUGUCAGGCAUAAUCUGAAAAGUGGCAGUGAUUAUUUGUUGUUUGUUACUCUGUUAUUUACUUAACAUUUUUAUUGGUGAAAGUUCAUUUUUUUUUAAUUAAUCUAUCCAUCCCUCCAACUCUACACAGCCUCUGGUUGUACCCCAUGCUGAAUGUCACCUUUUACCAGAUGGGCUUCUCAGCUGUGUGAGAAGUCAGUUUUUCUGAAACUUGGUGCUAGGCUUGAGGAGGGAGGGCUUCUUAGACGUGAUGAAAGUGCGUAGCCAGGAGCCAUCUUUCUUAUGGCAUCCAGUCAUGGUUCCUAGCUGUGGGAGUGGCUAGUGCAGUAACGUCAGGACAUCAUUGCCACCUCCCCUGUAUUAACUUGAGAUGCCCUCUGAGGAUUGUAGUUUCCAUCAGAGGUCUCUGAAGUAUUGGUCCCCCCCGGAUAGGAUACCUGCCAUCAGCUUCUUAAUGCUAUUCCCUUUCCCAUUACAAUCUUGUCAGUGGUCCAGGUUCAUUCCUGAGCUUGGUUCACUGUUGAAGCAGAUAGACUUCCUGCCUCUGCACCAUCACCAUCAGUUUUCUUUUUUUAAUUUAUAAGGUGUCUGUAAUUUCCUUGGAUGUUUUAGGUUCAACUUUUUGUUUGUUUGUUUUUUUAUAUCUUCAGAUUUAUAACACAUAGUGUAGGUGAUACUUUUAAGAGUUUAUUUUUGUCUGGUGGGCUGGCCUUUGGAUCUUUGUAUUCCUUUCCACUGUAGAUCUUACUUAUGAUCCCAUAUGUUAUCAUUUGGGACCCUUACUUUUAAAACUGUUGGGGAUCCCCAUGAAAGCAUGCCCAUGGGUGAUAGUAGGAGGUGUACUGAUAGCCCAAAGGGCACACUUAUUUAGGUAUUCCUUUUACCAUGUACAGGGCACAUUCAUUAGUGUGUUUGUAUGUCAUAUUACAUAACUAAGCCCACUUAAUGCAAGAGACUACCACAAAGCAAUGGAAUGCUGAGUGCAUUAUUUUUUGCCAGCCACUGCUGUCUUACAAACUGUGAAAUUAGAAGGCUUGGGGCUUAUGAAGAAUUUGCAAUGAUUAUCAUGUAUUUUGAAACACUAUAAAAAGUAGCCAAAUUGAAGUUUUUGUUACUUUAAGAAUCAUUAACCAUGCAACAGAAAAACAACUGGAAAAUGUUAUUUACCUUUUCAUUCACUGUAUUUUUCUGCCUGUUUUCAAGUUGGUUGGUAUUAGUCAUGUGCUGAGUGAGUUAAUUUAAGGCCAUAAAAUGUGCCACUUCCCUGAUUCGAUUAUUGUUUUUUGUUUUAUUAAACCAGUGUGCUUCA
This is a messenger RNA of Protopterus annectens (West African lungfish), 4620 nucleotides long. It is a transcript of the gene STK38L, whose product is annotated as serine/threonine kinase 38 like. Gene Ontology annotation, molecular function: protein serine/threonine kinase activity; ATP binding. Lineage: Eukaryota; Metazoa; Chordata; Ceratodontiformes; Protopteridae. Bases 1071 to 2483 code for a protein of 470 amino acids. Gene Ontology annotation, biological process: intracellular signal transduction; peptidyl-serine phosphorylation. The record is from RefSeq and is a predicted model, not a curated record. The transcript has 16 exons.